This is a messenger RNA of Harpegnathos saltator (Jerdon's jumping ant), 802 nucleotides long. RefSeq lists its product as uncharacterized. The record is from RefSeq and is a predicted model, not a curated record. NCBI's taxonomy places the organism in Eukaryota, Metazoa, Arthropoda, Insecta, Hymenoptera, Formicidae. Bases 54 to 554 code for a protein of 166 amino acids. Gene Ontology annotation, cellular component: membrane. The transcript has 2 exons.
UCUCUCUCUCUGCGGACGCGAAGGGAACGUUAAGCAGAUAAGGUUGCGAGACAAUGCUGGCGGACGCGUCUGCAAACGAGGCGAAAGACGAGCUAUGGGCUAUAUACGCUUGGUGGUCGUGCGUGCUCGUAUUGAAGAUGAUGUCGCUGACCUGGUUCACCGGGCUGAUUCGAGUAAAGAAACAGGUGAUUCAUAGCGAGGAAGACAGAAUGUGGAUGCUCAAACCGGACAUAAUCUUAUGCCCAACCGGCGAUGGCCAUCCUGACGUGAUUCGUAUCCGAAGUGCUCACAGAAAAGAUCUCGAGACCGUUUUACUUUUUCUAGUUUUCUCGCCACUCUGGCUGAACGUCGAAACGUGUAGAUCUACAGUGAAGAUCUUAAUACCGAGCUUCUCGCUAAGUAGUAUACUUUAUACCAUACUACAUAUGAAUCUUAUACAAAUGUCCUCCUUUUACAAAGAUGCCUUUUCUAUAAUUCUAUGUCUUAUAUUGACUUAUAUAUGCGCGAUCGCUAUCGUGAGGUGUAUAUUUAUUAUUGCGUUAUAUAAUUUUUAAUUAAGAGCACUCAUGCGAAGAAAAAAAUAUGCGACAGUAAUGUGUUGCAUCAAAUGCGCGAUAUAUAUAUAUAUAUACUUUUCUCAUAUAUUCCACAUAUAUAUCAUACUUAGCCUGUUAAGAAAUUUCUCUCACGUCUUUGUGUAUUCUUUAAACGCGCAUGUAUUCUUUAAUAAAUCUUUUUCUUUUUUUAUGAAAAAAGAUGAUUUUGUAAUCGACUAAAUCACUACCGUAUAUAUUAGAAUAAA